AUGGGAAGGGUAGGUGAAUACGAAAUCCUUGAAACUGUCGGUGCAGGUGCAUUUAGCAAAGUAAAGCGGGUAAUACAUAUUCCUACCGGUGCAUGUUUCGUGGCGAAAAUUAUACCCAAACACAAUCAAAGAGUGGAGAACGAUAUUCGUGUAGAAAUUUCGAUUCUUCGAAGAUUGAGGCAUCGCAAUAUAGUUCAAUUGGUGGAGAUUUUGGAGAGCCCCAAUAACUACUAUAUUAUUCUCGAGCCUGUUCUAGGUGGAGAUGUUUGUAACCUCAUUGCUUCUCAAGAUGGUUCCCUUGCGGAGGAGGUGGUAGCUGGAUUAUUUUUUCAACUUCUAGCUGGUGUUCGUGCCUGUCACCAAAAUGGUGUAGCACAUAGGGACUUAAAACCUGAUAAUCUUCUUUUAACGGAGGACAAUGUAUUGAAAAUAUCUGAUUUUGGACUAAGUCGAUUACAUAAACAAAGCAAUUUUCAUGCAGAAAUUGAUGAGUAUGCCCAUACACUUACAGGAACUCUUGCGUACGUGGCACCGGAAGUUUUUGGUCUCACUUAUGACGCUUUUAAGGCGGAUAUUUGGUCUAUGGGAUGCAUUCUUUAUGCGUUAUUGACAAGUUGUUUCCCAUUUGGGCAUACGGCAGAUGAACGGGAGAUGGAGGAACGUAUUAAAAUGGGACGUAUUUGCAAGAUGCCAGAAUCAGUGAGCGAAGAGGCAAAAAAGCUAACAUUGUGGCUUAUGUCACGCCGUCCGGAAGAUAGACCCUCGUUGGAUCAGGUGGCUUUGCAUCCUUUUUUGAAAAGGCACAUACCAAUGAAGCAUAUUUUGGCGCUCACGAGGAACAGAAAUGCAAAACCCCUCAUGGCAAACCCUGAUGACUUUAGUAGUGAGGUUCAUGAUGAAGAAAAACAGGGUAACGAAAACACCUUUUUUCUUUUGGGUAGCGAGGCAACUCGAGAAUAUGAUACAAAACAAUUAUUAUCUGGAUCUUUGAAAAAAAAUGAGGUUAUCAAGGAUGGAUUGAAGAAUAUGACGAUUUUCCUAGCUGUAGUUUUUUUUUGUUUUUUGUCUUUGUCUUUUGUUUUUACCGGUCUUUUUUUUUAUCGCCCUUGUUUUGUUUUUAUAUGA
Molecule: messenger RNA, 1125 nt
Organism: Trypanosoma rangeli
Lineage: Eukaryota; Euglenozoa; Kinetoplastea; Trypanosomatida; Trypanosomatidae
Product: putative protein kinase
Exons: 1
Coding region: 1-1125 (374 amino acids)
Biological process (GO): protein phosphorylation
Molecular function (GO): protein kinase activity; ATP binding
Source: RefSeq, a predicted model, not a curated record